Molecule: messenger RNA, 697 nt
Organism: Haliotis rufescens (red abalone)
Lineage: Eukaryota; Metazoa; Mollusca; Gastropoda; Lepetellida; Haliotidae
Exons: 6
Coding region: 49-615 (188 amino acids)
Biological process (GO): cell-matrix adhesion
Cellular component (GO): extracellular region; lysosome
Molecular function (GO): calcium ion binding
Source: RefSeq, a predicted model, not a curated record
GACUAUAAAGCUAGUGAUCAGUUUGCCACCGUAAUUUAAACGGCCACCAUGCUGCUACUCUUGGUCUCUCUGUCCUGCCUUGCUGCUGUCAAGGCCCAGCUACGCUGCUGCACGGCAUCUCAAUGGUCAGCCACAAUGGUCGACGCCCAAACCAUGGCCAAUGGAAAUAACGUAUCGUCUGAUAUCUUCUACGAUGACGUAAACAGCACUAUCGCCAUUCUGUACUAUGAGUUUGGAAACAAACAACGUGUGUCACUGAACACAGUUGUCACUGCAUACUCCAAGAAAGUACGUUACAACAUCUCCCCUGACGGACAAUGCACCAAGGAAAACAUCACAGACAUCAUGAUGCACAACUGCAUUCCUGAAACAGCUAUCUACCGGGGAUCCAGCUUUGUAGGCGAUCAAUGGGCUAUGCUGAGGACUAGUGGUUGGCAUUUCCCCAUCGGCUCCCUCAACAUCACCAUAAGCGUCACCGACUACGACUGUGUCCCCGUCUUCAUGAGUGUCGUGGGAAUAUCAUCCUCAUCCCAAGUCAACACGCUGCUUUACUUCAACGGGCAUAAAGCAGGUAUCACAGAUCCAACUGCUUUCGACGUUCCAAGUAAUUGCUGAUUGACAAGAGUCCAGGAUAGUUACAACGGCUGUAUUUUCCACAACCAGUCGUCUUUGUCUUUCAGUAAAUGUUCUUAAAAUA